AUGGCCUCUCAAUCAGACGACGAUGUCUUCGAGAAGUUGAAGCGAAAAACUGACGAGAAAGAGCUGGCACAACAGAGGGCAGAGUCAGAGGCAAGGGUCCGCUCUGUGCAAGCGAAAUCUGGACAGAGAAAUGCUGAGCUUAUUGGCUCCAACUCGACUUUACCAGUCACAAUCUCCUCGAUUGAAGUCCUACAAGCACAACACACGAGGAGGGGUUUCCUAGAGCGCAUAUUCAAUCCGAUACUGCACAAGAAUCGCGAUGGCUCUACGCUCAAUGAUGCACUCGUUGAUAUGGGCUCCGCGUACCGUACUCUUCAGAAGUUCGACAUUUUCCAGGAGCCUAUUGCAAUGUACUACGAUAAGCCAGACAAGACAGACCCGUCUACCUCGGCAACCGAUCUCGCCGUAUACUUCUAUGCCAAAGAAAAGUCACGAUACACUAUUAAUACUGGUACAGAAGCUGGCCACGACGAGGGUUCUGCUUUCCUGAAUGUAAUCCUGCGUAAUCUUUUUGGCGGCGCCGAGUCAUUCAAUGCACACGCAUCCAUCGGCACGCGGACACGAUCGUCGUACUCUGCAAACUUCGAAACUCCAAUCCUCAGUAACCCAGACUUGAAAUGGGAGGUUGGGGGACUUGCUAGCUCGACGAUCAAAUCGUUCGCCAGUCACGAAGAGCUCCUCAAAGGCGGCUCGACGAAGCUAAAAUACCUUACGCCUGGAGGUCAUAGGCAUGAGUUUGGUUAUUCAGGAUACUGGAGACAGUUGACGGGACUAGCUGAGGGUGCCUCACCAUCAGUAAGACAAGAUGCAGGGGAUAGUUUCAAGUCCAGUAUACACCAUACAUGGAUCAACGAGCGGCGAGACAAUCCUCUCAUGCCAUCAAAGGGAUACUUGAUCAAAACAGUCGCCGAGAUAGCUGGUCUUGGCGCCCUAAAAGGAGAUGUAGCUUUCACAAAGUUGGAAGCUGAGACAGCUGCGGCUAUUCCAUUACCUGCCGGUAUCUCAUUCACUGCUGGCCUGAGAGGUGGCGUCUUAUAUCCUCUCACACUCGCUGGACAACAGUCGCCAUCCCAAUCACGGCUCAAUGAUCGAUUUCAGCUGGGAGGUCCCACCGAUGUACGAGGAUUUCGCCUCGGUGGACUUGGACCCCGUGAUGGUACUGACUCAAUCGGCGGAGAUGUCUACGCAGCUGGUGGCGCAAGUUUACUGUUUCCGAUCCCGAAGUUAGGUCCUGAGAGCCCGAUUCGUCUACAAGCCUUCAUAAACGGUGGUCGGCUACUUGGUCUUCAAUCGCCGAAAAGCGAUGAGCCUUUAGACAGCCAAGCGGUAUCGAAAUGUGUCAAGUCAACCAUCGCAGAACUCCAGAAUGGCAUCCCGAGUUGUGCGGCAGGCUUGGGCUUAGUCUAUGCCCACCCUGUUGCCAGAUUUGAGCUCAACUUCUCUCUGCCGUUGUAUAUACGAAAAGGUGAGGAGGGAAGAAAAGGACUUCAAUUUGGCGUCGGUGUCAGCUUCUUGUAG
This is a messenger RNA of Pseudovirgaria hyperparasitica, 1518 nucleotides long. RefSeq lists its product as uncharacterized. The record is from RefSeq and is a predicted model, not a curated record. Gene Ontology annotation, biological process: protein insertion into mitochondrial outer membrane. Bases 1 to 1518 code for a protein of 505 amino acids. Lineage: Eukaryota; Fungi; Ascomycota; Dothideomycetes; Acrospermales; Acrospermaceae. The transcript has 3 exons. Gene Ontology annotation, cellular component: SAM complex; outer membrane.